AUGAUAACAACAAGAAUACGUCCAAUUAUGAAUAACACAAGUACUCAUACAAACACCAAGACAUCGACAACAAGAUUAACAAAAAUGUCAGCAACAACUUCUACCAUCAAGCAAUCAUCCAUGUCGGGUUCAUCCAAACAUGCCAUUUUAAUCCCAUCAAAUUUGAAUUCAUUGUUACAUGCUGACAAACAAAUCAAAUAUCAUUUCUAUAGUCUUGGAGGAGAUUUUAUUAGAUUGGCUUCUUAUCGAAGAUUUAAACAAUUAUUUCAAGUUGGUGGUGGUUCAUUAGUUAAACAAUUUGUUUUUGAUUUAUCAACAUUUUUAAAAGAAGAAUUGAAUGAUACAAAUUCUUUAAGACAUCAUCAAUUGAAAAACUUUUUAACUUGUAAUAAAACUAUUUUAGAAAAAGAAAAAUCCAUGAUUUUAUGUGAUCAUCAUUUUGGAUUGAAAAAUUGGCUUUAUAUAAUCUUUGGUUAUAUGUUACAAAAUUAUAAUGAACAAGAAAUCAAUAAUUGUUUGGAUCAAUUGGUUUCUAUGUAUUUAGAAGCAAGAAGUAAUCGAUUCUCAAUUAAUGAUAUUCGAAUAAUUCGUGAUGAAAAAGAUCAAUUUAUUUUAUCUACUUUUGAACAAUAUUUAAUUGAUGUUCCAGUUAGAAAUGAUUUAUUAUACAAUGAUAAUGAUAAUAAUGAUGGUGUCAAUUAUAUUAUUUUGAAUAAUAUCAAGAAUCAUAAACGUUCAAAUAAAAAUGACACCAUUUCUACUAAUAACAAUAAUACAAAUCGAAUUAAUUUACCAAAAUUACCUAAAAUUAAAGAUAAAUCUUUAUUAGUGAAAUCUUUAAUGCAUAAAGAAUUUUAUCGAAUAUUAUUAGAUCCAAAUCAUUAUUUUGGUAAAGAAAUGUUGAAUCGAAAUUAUUCAUUAGAUCCUCAAGAUUAUUCUUUAAUUCGUAAAGAACUUUCAAUAUUAGAUGGAUUAGGGGAUUUAUUUUUAGCUCAAGAAACUUCAAAACUAAUUUAUGAAUUAAUAUGUCAGAAAAAUCAUAUUAAUAUUUAUAGUAGUACUACUUAUCAAUUAUUAAAAAUUAUGUUGGCAACCAAUACUUUAAUGGCAAAAUUGACUAAAGCUUAUAAUUUAUAUCAAGGAUUAAAUGAUCCCAUUAUAAAUAAACGUGUUGCUAAAGAAUGGUUACCAUUCACUAUUUUAGGUGAAACCCCUACAACCACCACCACCAAUUCAGCAUCUUCUUCUGAUGAUGAUGAUUGGCAAACUAAUGAUGAAAUUCGAAUUUAUGAAGAAGAAUUCUUGGGGGAUUUUUUUGAAAGUUAUAUGGCAGCUUUAUUGAUUGAACAACCAGAUGUGGCAAAAUCUUUUAUUAGAGAAAUAUAUCAUCGAAUAUUAAUGGUAAUAACAGAAACUUUACCUCCUGAUAUAACUUAUCAGACUUGGACUAGUAAUAUAUUGGGAAGAAAUAUAUAUAGGAAAAAAAGUGAAUCAAUUCAAUGCUAA
Candida dubliniensis CD36 is the source of this 1506-nucleotide messenger RNA. RefSeq lists its product as uncharacterized. The transcript has a single exon. NCBI's taxonomy places the organism in Eukaryota, Fungi, Ascomycota, Pichiomycetes, Serinales, Debaryomycetaceae. Gene Ontology annotation, biological process: RNA processing. The coding region runs from base 1 to 1506 and encodes 501 amino acids. The record is from RefSeq and is a predicted model, not a curated record. Gene Ontology annotation, molecular function: ribonuclease III activity.